AAUAAUUCCUACUCACACACUCGGGAUCCUGAAAGAGAGAGGUCAUUAUCAAAAAGUAUUUUGGAGUUAAAGGAGUUAGCGUUUCAUCUCGGAGUCACCAGUCAGAUUAUUCAUUAGUGUGGCUCUAGACAGGGGAGGAAUAUAUUCUAAGUGACAUCGGAGCGACACUCUCACACGCUUAAACUGAGAUCACAAGCGAUCCUUCAGCUGUAAUUAUUGCAAUAUUAACAGUGUUGAAUUUUAAUUUGAAAUCGUAGUUUAGGACUUUGAUAUUGGACUCUUGAAAUUUGAAUUUGAAGAACGCGCGCCAAACCUCACAGAUGUCAGAGGACACGUGAAAACAGUAACACGUGAAAAAGAUGAAGAAUCAACGGAAAAUCGUAAAGAGAAAAUUAAAUAAUGUACUAACUGAAAAUAAUGUUAAAAAAGAAGAACCAGAUUCGACAAAAUCCAUAUUUGAAGAAGAAUCGGAUUCAGGUACUGAAGACUUAUUGUCUACUGAAGUGAACAACAAUGACGAAAGUUCAGAUGAGGAAGUAAAUGAAAAUGAAGACGUUCCUGUAUCAGACACUGAACAGGAUCAAAUUGUUUUUGAAUCCGACGAUGAAGAAAGUGAUUUAAGUUUUGAGACAGAUUCAGAUGAUCUUGGUCUAGAUUAUUCUGAAAGUGAUGAAGAAAGUAUUUCUCUUAAUGAAAGCAAUGAUGAAAGUAAAGAUGAAAAUUUGAAAAAGAAAAGCGAAAAUUUUAAUACUCCCACAACAUCUAAGGAUAAUGUAUCUGAAAAAAUAAAGAAAAAUAAAUCUUCCAAAACUAAUAUUAAUACUAAAAAUACAUCUGAUACAUUACAAACCAAAAAGCAAAGUAAGAAAACAAACAAAAUUAAUAAAUCAGAUGAAUUAAAUAUUGGUGAAGUUGUACAAAAGGAUAAGGUACAGAAUAAAAAAAACUUAAAAUCAGAUAUAGAAAAAUCUAAAAGAAAGAAUACUAAGAAUAGUACUGAAUCUAAUAUAAACAAUGAAAAUAAUGACGAGACAAUAGCAGAUCAAGAAGUAGAUGAGUAUGAAUAUGAUAGUUCUGAUGAAGAAGAUAUACGUAAUACAGUUGGAAACAUACCAAUGAAGUGGUAUGAUGAAUACGAUCACAUUGGUUACAAUUGGGAUGGCAAAAAAAUUAUAAAACCUCAGAAAGGUGAUCAACUAGACAAUUUUUUGAAAAGAAUGGAAGAUCCUGAUUUCUGGAGAACAAUUAAAGAUCCUCAAACUGGGCAAGAUGUUGUAUUAAGUGAAGCAGACAUAGAUUUAAUUACAAGGAUACAAAAACGAAAAAUUCCAGAUGUAACAUUUGAUGAAUAUGGUCCAUGGAUAGAAUGGUUUACUUCAGAGGUAAUGAAGACACCAUUACGUAAAUUUCCUGAACAUAAACGUUCAUUCUUACCAUCUAAACCAGAAGCUAGAAAGGUAUCAAAAUUAGUUCAUGCGCUUAAAAUGGGUUGGAUAAAGUCAACAGCAGAAUUAAAAAAAGAAAGGGAACAGAAGACAAAUAAACCACAAUUUUACAUGUUGUGGCAAUCAGAUGAUCAAGCUGAAGAAAUGCGUAGAAUUCAUAAACAUAUUCCUGCACCAAAAAGACAUUUGCCUGGACAUGCAGAAAGCUAUAAUCCUCCUCCAGAAUACUUAUUCGAUAAUAAAGAAUUGAAAGAAUGGAAUAAAUUACAAACAACUCCAUGGAAACGAAAAUUACACUUCAUUCCACAAAAAUACAAUUCUCUCCGCGAAGUUCCAGCUUAUCCCAAAUAUGUUAAAGAAAGAUUUCAGAGGUGUCUAGAUUUGUACUUGUGUCCUAGAGCACUGAAAAUGAGAUUAACAAUAGAACCAGAAGCCUUAGUACCUCAGUUACCCAGUCCAAAGGAUCUACAACCUUUUCCUACAACAAUGUCUAUGGUAUUUAAAGGUCAUGCAGAUAUGGUGAGAAGUAUUACUGCAGAACCAAUGGGACAGUAUAUUGCUUCUGGCGGUGAUGACAUGAAUUUAAAAAUAUGGGAAAUAGCAACUGGCAGAUGUAUAAAAACAAUACCGUGUGGAGGGAUAAUUAGAUCUGUAGCAUGGUGUCCAAAUCAAUCUCUAUCGCUUAUAGCAGUAGCCGCAGAAAAGAAGGUUCUUUUAAUAAAUCCUGACGUUGGAGAUCAUUUAAUUACUAAUAAAACGAAUCAGUUGUUGGAAAUAAUACCUCAAAGUGAUGUUAUAGUAAGUGAGAGAGUGAAAACUGCUGUUCAGUGGGAACAAGCAGAAGGUGAUUAUUGGACUAAUGGAAUUAGGAUAAUUUUAAAUCAUUUUAAAAUAGUAAAACAAGUGACUUGGCAUGGUAAAGGUGAUUAUUUUGCUACUGUUAUGCCCGAUGGUCAAAACAGGUCUGUCUUAAUAAAUCAGUUAUCAAAACGGAGAUCUCAGUUGCCUUUUACGAAAUCAAAGGGUUUAAUACAGUGUGUCCUGUUUCAUCCAAUUAGACCUUAUUUGUUUGUAGCGACUCAACGAAAUGUUCGAAUAUAUGAUUUAAUAAAACAAGAAAUGAUUAAAAAGUUAUUAUCCAACUCACAAUGGAUAUCAUCAAUGGCAAUACAUCCAGGAGGCGACAAUAUUUUAGUAGGCACUUAUGACCGCAAAAUGCUUUGGUUCGAUCUUGAUUUAAGUACAAAACCUUAUCAAACAUUACGUUUACAUGGUACAGGCGUUCGUGGUGUUGCGUUUCAUAAGCGAUAUCCACUUUUUGCAUCCGGUGCUGAUGAUAGAGGUCUUAUCGUUUCCCAUGGAAUGGUUUACAAUGAUUUAUUGCAAAAUGCAUUGAUCGUACCACUUAAAAGAUUAUGCAAUCACGAGUCUUACAAUGAUUUUGGUAUUUUGGACGUGAUGUUUCAUCCUAUUCAACCAUGGGUAUUUUCUGCAGGUGCAGAUUCAACAAUACGGAUGUAUACUUGAAUUUUAUAUAUAUAAUAUAUAUAUAUAUAGUUUUAAUUAAUAAAUAUUUUCCCUUAUAUGAGUC
This is a messenger RNA of Frieseomelitta varia, 3036 nucleotides long. Its product is annotated as ribosome biogenesis protein BOP1 homolog. Bases 360 to 2972 code for a protein of 870 amino acids. Lineage: Eukaryota; Metazoa; Arthropoda; Insecta; Hymenoptera; Apidae. Gene Ontology annotation, molecular function: ribonucleoprotein complex binding; protein binding. Gene Ontology annotation, biological process: ribosome biogenesis; maturation of LSU-rRNA from tricistronic rRNA transcript (SSU-rRNA, 5.8S rRNA, LSU-rRNA). The record is from RefSeq and is a predicted model, not a curated record. Gene Ontology annotation, cellular component: PeBoW complex; preribosome, large subunit precursor. The transcript has 8 exons.